UUCUUUCAAGGUUCUUUCAGAGACACCUCUAAACAGUUAAAACAGCAGUCAUGCCGAAAUCUGUUUUUCUUCUCUUUCUCCUGCUGGCAGUUACAGAAGCAGUGAAGCAUCACAAAAGCAAAAUUCAGCGGUUGAAGAAACAGGACUUGAUGGCAAAAAGACAAACUGCAACCUGUGAAGCAGGUUCAUUCGCAUGCACUUCCGGUGAGUGCAUUGACCAGGCCUGGACGUGCGACACGGAGCCCGACUGUGCCGACGGGUCUGACGAAAAAAUUUGCCAGUGCGUGUGCAGAGGAGAACACAAGUUUAAAUGCAAUAAUGGACAUUGUAUUGCCGCGAGUUACGUGUGUGAUCAAGAAGACGAUUGUGAGGACAACAGCGAUGAACUCAACUGCCACCUAAGGACCUGUAGACCUGACCAGGUGCAAUGCGCCAACGACAGGUGCAUCCACGACACCUGGCUGUGUGAUGGCGACGACGACUGUGGCGAUGGCUGGGACGAGAGUAACUGCGGAAUCUCGUGUAGCGAGGACAGCUUCCAGUGCACUAAUGUCACUCGAUGUGUCCUGACCGACUAUUUGUGUGAUGGCGACGAUGACUGCGGCGACGGGAGCGAUGAGCUGGACUGUGACCAUGAGUGCAACACCACCGACAACUUUCUGUGCACCAACGGCAAGUGCAUUCCCAUUGCAUGGCGGUGCGACAGCGACGACGACUGUAGCGACUCGUCCGACGAGCUUGACUGUCCUACUUUGCACCCAGGCGGGUGUAGCGAUGUCCUGACUCUGCGAGGUGUGCACUGAUGAACGAUACCUCUGACCCCAUCUGCCUCGACUUUGACCUCAGCUCCAAGUACUGCCGCAAGUUCUGCAAAACCUGCACGGAGGAUACAGAAAACUGAAAAAUACUGAGACUACGCAGUGGUUAAAUAAAUUUUACUUAUUUUAAAA
Pomacea canaliculata is the source of this 950-nucleotide messenger RNA. Its product is annotated as very low-density lipoprotein receptor-like. The transcript has 7 exons. The coding region runs from base 51 to 803 and encodes 250 amino acids. Lineage: Eukaryota; Metazoa; Mollusca; Gastropoda; Architaenioglossa; Ampullariidae. The record is from RefSeq and is a predicted model, not a curated record. Gene Ontology annotation, molecular function: protein binding.